UGCACUCAGAAUCUGGACCUUUGGACCAGAUAACUCAGGUGCCAACAUCUUGAUGGAUAAGACAUCAGGAAAUCAAUGGAAUCAGCUUGGUAAUGGUCAACCAAGGAAGGGACCACUUUGCGAAGAAAAUCAAAGAGGUAUCAGAGUCAACAUUUUGGAUUGUGUCUUACAUGCUGAUGCCAUCCACAGAGGAGGUGGUUAAAUCAUCCCAACUGCCAGAAGAUUGUAUUAUGCAUGCGAAUUGACAGCACAACCAAGAUUAUAAGAACCAGUCUUCUUGGCUGAAAUCACUGCACCAAAUGAUGCUACUGGUGGUGUAUAUAACUGUCUCAACACCAGAAGAGGAACAGUCAUUGAAGAGGAAUAAGUUGCAGGAACCCCACUCUCAGUGGUUAGAGCUCAUUUACCAGUCGCUGAAUCAUUCGGUUUCACCGCCCAUUUAAGAGGUAUGACCUAAGGACAAGCCUUCCCUCAAUGUGUCUUUGAUCACUGGGCCAUUGUCAAUGGUAACCCACUUGAAGCUGGAAGCAAAGUUAAUGAGUUAGUCUUAUCCAUCAGAAAGAGAAAGGGUAUCAAAGUCUAAUUGCCAGACCUUAAUGAAUAUUUGGACAAACUCUGAUCUAAAUAUUGUAUUUUAACAUAUCAACAAUAUUCAACCAUAAAAUAUUGUA
Molecule: messenger RNA, 671 nt
Organism: Paramecium tetraurelia
Lineage: Eukaryota; Ciliophora; Oligohymenophorea; Peniculida; Parameciidae
Exons: 4
Biological process (GO): translational elongation
Cellular component (GO): ribonucleoprotein complex; cytosol
Molecular function (GO): GTP binding; translation elongation factor activity; GTPase activity
Source: RefSeq, a predicted model, not a curated record